Messenger RNA from Rhopalosiphum padi (bird cherry-oat aphid), 687 nucleotides. Its product is annotated as zinc finger MYM-type protein 1-like. The transcript has a single exon. Bases 1 to 687 code for a protein of 228 amino acids. The record is from RefSeq and is a predicted model, not a curated record. Lineage: Eukaryota; Metazoa; Arthropoda; Insecta; Hemiptera; Aphididae.
AUGACUAAAUCUGUUUGGACUACAACAGGUUAUGGCGAUUUAAAAAAUUUAUCACGUAGUAUCAAACUUCAUGAAUUUGCCAAAGAACAUAUUCAUUGUAUGUUAGGAUUAAAACAUCUAGAAAAUAAUAGGGUAACUAUAGCAGACGCUUUGACCGAACAUGGUUAUUUGUUUAAAAAAAAAUAUAAUGAAAAUGUACAGCUUAACCGACUUUUUAUGGAACAUCUAAUUGAUAUUGUGUUAUUUUUGGGUAGACAGGAACUGGCUUUUCGAGGUCAUAACGAAAGUUCAAGUUCCUUGAAUAAAGGAAAUUUUAAAGAACUUUUUGAUAUGAAUAUUAUUAGGUGUUCGUUGGAGAUUCAAAACCAUUAUAAGGCAAUAAAAAAUAUAUUUUCAGGAUUGUCAAAUACAAUACAUAAUGACUUAAUAACAUGUGUUUCCGAUCACAUAAAUAAUAUGGUAAAAACUGAAAUCAAAGAGUGUAUGUUUUAUUCUGUCCAAGUUGAUGAUACGACGGAUAUUUCGCAAAGAACACAAUGUUCAAUUAUACUAAGAUAUAUAACAAGUAAAUCUGUAUUGGUAGAAAGGUUUCUUGGUUUCUAUAAUGUUAGUGAGGAUCGUACUGCCGAGGGUCUCUUCAACACGUUAAAUUCUGUAUUCUUAGAAUUUGAUAUGGAAAAAAGUUAA